Molecule: messenger RNA, 2026 nt
Organism: Malania oleifera
Lineage: Eukaryota; Viridiplantae; Streptophyta; Magnoliopsida; Santalales; Ximeniaceae
Exons: 4
Coding region: 124-1731 (535 amino acids)
Biological process (GO): nuclear pore organization
Cellular component (GO): nuclear pore transmembrane ring
Molecular function (GO): protein-macromolecule adaptor activity
Source: RefSeq, a predicted model, not a curated record
GCCCUGCCCCGGUUAAGGGGAGAAUCUAAAGCGCGGUACUUUCUUUUCAAUUCUUUGCUUGAGCGCUGCCUUGGUGGUCGGCGCCUCACUCUCCCGUCUAGACUGUUUUUCUUCUUUGCUAAGAUGUCGUCGACGGCAGACAUCGUGAAGAACCGAUUUCUAGGGUUGUUGAUAUGGCAAUCAAUUCACUCAACUGUCAUCUUCGUCCUCGUCCGAACCUUGUUGCUGGCGCCGUUCGUCUCCAGAAGCUCUUUCUUUCCCUCUCUCGAAGCCUGUCUCUCUUUCAUCGUUUUUCACCUAUCCCUCCUCCUGUUCUCAGUCUCCGUCUUCCUCUCCGCGUCUCCGCAGGCCUGUCGCCCUGCCUCGCUCUUUGACCUUGCUCUCGCCCUACUUCGAUUCCUCUUUGUACCUUCUGCCGCUGCCCCUGCGGCCGAUUUUUGCCGCCGCGCCAAAAUUUCUCUCAGCUUGUUGCUUUUGGUAGCCGUGUCAGCUAUGUCAGGAUUCCUAUCACUGGUUUCGUUGUGUGGCUGGCUCAACUCGGACUAUGUUUUUGGUGGAGCGGUAGGGUUGAGAGGACUUGCUCAUGGAAUCAUGUACGGAUUAUAUUACGUUUUUAAGCACCGAUGGGUUUUAAAUUAUCCCAUAAUUCAGCGUCCCAUUUUCUUCAGCUUCAAGGUGGGCUUCCCUGGAGCUGUUCGACAAGCAUUAAAGCUAUCGAGUGCAUCUUACCUGAUUUCUGCAUUUCUGGUGGUAUUCCUCACUGAUCGACAUAAGGGUUAUUCCACAAUUGGAAAAUUUAUUGGGGAGCAGAUCAUCUUCUACAUUGGAAGUUUUGUAGUAUUCCUUUGUUUCGAACUGAGUCACCAUCUACAUCAGGUGUUGCUGACAAAGAGGUUCAUAUUUGCACCACCUAAAGGAUCGGCUGCUGCAGAAACAAAUCCUAGUGAACAUCUCCUUGCAGCUUUAGAGGAGAGCACCCCGAGAUCUCUUUUACAUUAUCUUGCAUAUCUUGAUUUGUGUAUGGUUUGUGAGAGAAAUGUUGAUACCUGGCGCCGAGCUGCUUUUUUUGAAGAAACAGCUGAAACUUACAAGAGAGUCGUGGCUGCAUGUGUUAGGCCUCUGGAACAGUUCGUGUUGAAGCUGGGUGAGGGUUUGGAAAGUUGUUCUGUUGACAAUACAUGGCAGUUGUCCAAUCAGUUAGGACCACCGACUGAUUCAUGUAUUGAAUCAAAAUUUUAUGAGCUCUUUAAUGACUCUCAGCUAUUCGCAUGGUGUGCACGGGCUGUUGCAUCGUUGACUGCUCAUUCACACAGGGAGGACAGGUGUGGGGUCGCUCAACUUUCCGGCAGCAAUGCUGUAGUUAUCUCAACCCUUCUGUCCUGCCUGCUGGCUGUCGAAACAUUAAUGGGGAAGAAGACAAACUUGCAAUCCCAUCAGCUAACAGGACCAGCUGGUAUUCGGUGGGCAACGCUGAACACAGGAAGGAAAGACGCGACGACUGCCAUUAUGGGUAAAAAGAGAGGUGGUCCGUUGCACGUGAAGGCUUAUGCCCUGGCAGAUGUUAUGAGGACGACAGUCUAUUGCAUUGUCUCUGCUUUCCAUGGCGAGAUGCUAAGAAAUGACAAAGCUAGACUUCUGGAGGAUUGGAUCGUUUCCAGCAAGCCUCUAUAUGGGACUCGUGAACUCCUCUUACAUAAAUUACGUCUGUUCCUUGAUUUCCAAGCUUGCUAGCAGCACGUGAGCUUCUUUCGCCAGCCUCAUUCACUCUCUCCAUUGCUCUUAAGCAGUUACCAGCCUUACAAGAGAUCCUUGUUAUGGAAUGUUGGGCGCCUAGGAGUUGUGUGGAACGUGGUGAACGUCUUCCAGUUUUGUACGUUGGGAACAUUUGAGCAGAGAGAAUCCCACAUGAUACGUUGUUGCGUGAUGUUUUAUAGAAACUGGCUAGGCUGUUGCAUGUCAUCUUUCACAGCUUUCUGUAAAUUUGGAUAAAAUAAGUGCAUUUUUGUUUAAUCAACGAUUUUGUUCA